GCUGGCUCCCGCGCUGGGUGAGCCUGGCUGGGGAGGAGCUGUACUCGGGUCACGCUGCUCUCUGCGACCCUUGUCCCUCUCUGCAUUCCAGCUGGAGAGAUGAGAAGCCGGGUGUUACACUCUAUAGUGGCCGUGUGCCCGCCCGGAAUGGGCAUUGGCAAGGAUGGCACCCUGCCAUGGCCUUAUCUCAGGAAUGAAUUUAAACAUUUUCAGAAGAUGACCAUGACACCAACAGUUGAAGGCAAGCAAAAUGUUGUGAUAAUGGGUAGAAAAACAUGGUUUUCUAUUCCGGAAAAGAAUCGACCUUUAAAGAACAGAAUCAACAUAGUGCUAAGCAAAGAGCUAACAGUUACCCCACAAGGUGCUCACUAUCUCGCCAAAAGUUUAGAUGAUGCUUUAGAGCUAUUGGAGACUCCAGAACUGAAGGACCAAACUGAUCUUGUAUGGAUUAUUGGAGGAAGUUCUCUCUAUAAGGAGUUAUUGGACAAGCCAGUAAAUCAGAGACUCUUCCUGACUAGAAUUCUGAAAGAGUUUGAGUGUGAUACAUUCUUACCGGAAAUUGACUUCCAGUCCUACAAACUCCUCCCUGAGUACCCUGAAAUACCUUCUGAGAUCCAAGAAGAAAAUGGUAUUCAAUACAAAUUUGAAGUCUAUGAAAAGAAAGUCACAGAAAAUUGUUAAACACAUUCCAUUUUUAUAGCCUGCUGUACAUUUGCUUUAAAAUAAAUUUUGUUUAAUUACCA
Messenger RNA from Pelobates fuscus (common spadefoot toad), 743 nucleotides. RefSeq names its product dihydrofolate reductase (gene DHFR). Gene Ontology annotation, biological process: dihydrofolate metabolic process; folic acid metabolic process; glycine biosynthetic process. Gene Ontology annotation, molecular function: dihydrofolate reductase activity; NADP binding. The coding region runs from base 100 to 681 and encodes 193 amino acids. The record is from RefSeq and is a predicted model, not a curated record. Gene Ontology annotation, cellular component: mitochondrion. The transcript has 6 exons. NCBI's taxonomy places the organism in Eukaryota, Metazoa, Chordata, Amphibia, Anura, Pelobatidae.